AUGGAUUUUGCUUCCGAUAAGAGUCCCUGUGCCCAGGCUCUGACCUCUACUGCCCCGCCGAGACAGCCAGGACGCGACAAGGCGCGCAGAUGGCAUUGCCCGCAAUGUCGUCAAGCGUUCAAGAAGAAAGAGCAUUUAGUCAGACAUACCCAAUCCCACACAAAGCAAAAGCCCUUUGUGUGCAAGCAUUGCCCCAAGGCCUACAGCCGACGAUGCACCGACAACCUGUGGCUUGAUGACCAAUUCGAUUUAGAAGCCAUGGGGUCGGCGAUUCUGAGUGCUAACCAUCUCCCUGGCUUGAGUAAUGAGCCUUUCUUCAGCGUAGCUCUGUCGUCAGCAGAAAACACUGCCGGCGAUGCUUUAAUAGCCACUUCGCGUUCUAUUAAGAGGCAGAUGGAAGUCCACAAGGCAGUCCAUAGCCGAUGGUACACAAGGCCGAUACCUGAGCCAGACAUACCACAACCCUUGUUCUCUUUUAUGAAUCAAGAGGAAGUGGAUGAAGAGUACCGUGCCGGCCUUUCAACUCGACUCGCACCAAACCCACAGGACAUAGCUCUUCCCUCUGCCGAAUUUCUCAAUCUCUGUGUGAAACUUUACUUCUCCAAGUUCCAACCAUUAUUUCCCAUCAUCCACUCCGCGACAUUUCGACCAACAUCUGACAAGGCACUUGUCCUCCUGUCUAUUUGUUCAAUAGGAGCUCUCUUUGUGGGAUCUGACGGAGCCGCGCGGUGUGCGAAGGCGAUAUUCACCAAGUUGAACAAGGCCAUCUUGGCAUCAUGGGAACGCUAUAUCCACAAAGGCGGAUGUGAGGCCUUGGCUGUUGCCCAGGCUGCCACAAUAGGGCAAACCUACGGGAUUCUUUCCGGUCAACCUAACAACCUGCUUCUGACGGAUUCUUUCCAUGGUACAAUAAUCGCUUGGGCAAGACAAGCGGGGCUUUUCAGGGUGCGAACGGCCUUCGAAUCCACCGACACCAUUAACAUGACUGAUGUUGAGGGCAGUUGGAGGCGUUGGGCCCAGCGAGAGGAAACCUUGCGACUUAUUUUAGCUUUACAGAUACACGAUUCAGAGUUCACCAAGAUUUUCCAUCACGAAGGCCUUCUUGGGCAUGACCAGAAUAGACUGCCUACUUGCUGUUCUGCCGAGUUAUUCUCAGCCACAACGGCCUCCAACUGGCAUGCUGCGGUUAUAUCAAUGACUCAGAGGGCAUGUAAUGGCGAAGACCCUGUCCUUAUGUGUUCCCCAAGCCAGCCUGUGUGCAAAAGCUCUUUUUAUGCAUAUGCACAGCUCGCUGGACACUAUGCUCAUCUUUCCGAGGCACGAUGCCGUGGUGCACUUGAGGAUCAUGCAGCCACUAUUCGACAACGCCUUACAUUGUGGUACGACGAAAUCGUGGGAGGUAUUGUUGACAAGGACCACGAUCAGUUUAGCUUGGUGGGACUGUGGCAUCAAGCGUUCAUGGCGCUCUACGUAGAUUUUGACUUCCUUGAACGGAUCGUGGGUAGGGACAGGACGCCGCCUACCUCGUUAGAAGAAGACGAGGUCAGUCGCUGGGUCCGCAGCAACGAUGGCAUUCGUUGCGCUGUGCACGCUGCACUCAUCAUAAAAAGAUAUAGCAUGCAGGCUAUCAGCGAAGAAUCAGCUAUCCAUGUACCUCUCUCCCUCUUCCACGCCGGCAUUGUCGUCUAUUGUCACAUAAAGUUUGGAGGACUGGCAAUACAGAGAAAUGUCGAUAUUUUGGAAUUGAAGGGAGACGAGCCGUUGUCUACUGAUAUAACAGAACAAAUAGGCCCGACUACACUCUAUACUGUUACUGACAUUUUACGGAGACAUGGACAUUGGGAUCUUUCAAGGCGCCUGGCCUCUAUAUUAAGCAUUUUGAUAGAAGGAGUUACUGAUACAGAAAUGCAUAACCUCUUCAACCGCGCCUGUGGUCGCAUCCUCCCUCAUGAUGUUAACGGAGCAGACAAUGACAUCCUUAACCAGUUGAGGCCCAUCAUCGAUAGGGCCAUUUCAGCUCAAGCUACAGUUUACAUCUACGGCUCAGAGUUCAAUGACGGCAAGGUUAUACACAACGUCCACAUGAAGCAGGGAAAUUCCGGACGCUGGCUUAAAGACAAUAGCGCCUUCCAGGACGGUGGUCUGAUUUUUCAAUUUGAAGAUCAUCGGGAGGCUGUAUUUAUUGGCUUUGCCUCUCAGGCUCGAUCCGAUGACGGCAAGGAAACAGUCGACAUUGAAGAAUCGCCUGUGUUCAUUGUCCAGGCUCUCGUCAAUCCACCUGGUACCGAUCAGCAGCCAGGCACUGCCCUCGAGACUAUCUUUCUCAAGAAUAGAACUGGGGGUGAAAUGGAUCUUAGUGGAUGGAAGAUUCGUAUCAAGACUGGAGACACUCAAACCCUACCCUCAGGCACGCGCAUUGGCGCAGCAGAGACGAAGACUAUUGAAACUAGCAUCCCGCUUUCCAGCAACGGCGGCUUUAUCACUCUUCUCAACGGAAGGGAUUCAAGGUACAUGGUGUUAGCUACACAAGGGCUGAAGCAAACGGCGCUGUAA
Molecule: messenger RNA, 2553 nt
Organism: Fusarium tjaetaba
Lineage: Eukaryota; Fungi; Ascomycota; Sordariomycetes; Hypocreales; Nectriaceae
Product: zinc finger rsv1
Exons: 6
Coding region: 1-2553 (850 amino acids)
Biological process (GO): regulation of transcription by RNA polymerase II; DNA-templated transcription
Cellular component (GO): chromatin
Molecular function (GO): RNA polymerase II cis-regulatory region sequence-specific DNA binding; DNA-binding transcription factor activity, RNA polymerase II-specific; zinc ion binding
Source: RefSeq, a predicted model, not a curated record